GGCACCAAAUUUUCGUGCUACUGCUUCAUUGACGUGACACGUAAUCGCUUGGCCGGGCCGGGAGGGUUCUUCGCUUAGCAGUAACAACGGAGUAGCCCUAAAAUGAGAAAGCGCACACAAUGAAGAGAAGUUACCUGGUUCGGGCCCUCACCCGAACCCGAAAUAGGACCUCAUUGCUCACCCGCUCCUUGUGCUCCUCAGCUUCUCAGCCUUCGGGUGCCGACGUGGCGCUGAAGAAUGUGACGAAGUCGAACUUUGAGCCGGCGCUGGCCGAGCUGCGGCACCAUGUGAGAGAAGCAGAUUUCGUGGCGGUCGACUUGGAGAUGACGGGGGUGACCAGCGCGCCGUGGCGUGAGUCCUUCGAGUUUGAUCGAUCCGACAUCCAGUAUUUGAAGAUUAAAGACUCCGCCGAGAAAUUUGCUGUCGUUCAGUUCGGCGUCUGUCCCUUCCGAUGGGACCCACAUAGCCGCUCCUUUGUUGCCCAUCCGCACAACUUCUAUAUAUUUCCAAGGCAGGAGAUUGUAGGUGAUGGCUUAUCUUAUGAGUUCCUGUGCCAGACAAGCUCGUUGGAGUUCUUGGCGAAAUAUCAGUUUGAUUUCAAUGCAUGUGUUUAUGAAGGAAUAUCUUAUUUAUCCAGAAGCCAAGAGGAGGAAGCAUUGAGACGAUUAGACUCAUUAUACAAGGAUGAUAGCUCUAAUGCAUCAUCUAACUUCAGGAAUGGUGUGGAGACACAGCUGAUUAGUAUGGCAGAUAUUCUGUUUGCUGAGAGAAUGAAGAACAUGGUCAGUGAAUGGCGGGCUGGACUAUUACGAGAGGGAGGUGGGGGACAUGAAAUUCAGGGGAACUUGAAUGGAAUGAGUCAGAAAUUUCAGACAACUUUCUUCCACAUGCAUCCAGCCCUUGUAGUGAAUGGCUUGACUUCGCGCCAGCUGAGAUUGAUUAAGCUGAUCACCGAAAAGCACUUCCAAGAUCUUGCUUAUGUCUACGUGACUGGUGAAACUUCCAGCCGGCAACCGUUGAUAGUCUAUACGGAUUCCACAACAGACAGGGAAUCCCUGAUGAGGGAGGUUAAAGCUUGUCAGAGGAAAGAAGCAGAAACUAAGAUUAAAGCUGCAAUUGGGUUUCGACAAGUUAUUGAUCUGCUUUCCUCGGAGAGAAAAUUGAUUGUUGGUCAUAAUUGUUUCCUUGAUCUUGCACAUGUUUACAACAAGUUCAUUGCCCCUCUUCCCUCGACUGCUGAAGAAUUCGUCUCAGCUUUUCAAACAUACUUCCCACAUGUAAUUGAUACUAAGGUGCUGCUAAACUUAGAUGAUGCAUUACUGCGUAUCGUUGGGAAAGGCGGCACAUCACUUUCCAAAGCAUUUGGCUUACUCUGUCGACCUAUUGCUCCAAGUAGCUCAAGCACUGUUUUGGCAGGUAAACCACGUGUUAUAGUGGAAGUUGAAGUGGAUGAUCAGAGGUUUCCAAAUUGGAACUCUGGAGCGAAGCAUGAAGCUGGAUACGAUGCUUUUAUGACAGGGUGCGUCUUUUCUCAGGCAUGCCUCCAUUUAGGAAUUGAUUUUAGCUCGCAUGCAGCAGCGGUAGAUUUGGUACACAAUGAGAAGCUCCAAAAGUAUAUCAAUCAUUUAUAUCUCAGCUGGGUGAAUGGAGACAUCAUUGAUCUGAAAACAGGAAAGGGUGCAGCUGAAUCGUUGGGUUCUACUAGUGUCAAGCGCCAUCAUCCAAAGAUUGUGUUUUCAAAUAUGAUUUUAUUAUGGGGACUGCCGUCAAAGCUUAGAGGAAAAGAUAUUAAAGAUUGUUUUUGUCAAGUUUUUGGGAGAGGCUCUAUUACUUCAAUCUACCAUUUGGAUGAAACUGCAGCACUCGUUCAAUUCAGCAAAGCAGAACUGGUGUCCGACUUUCUUAUAUUGAAGGAUACCUUAGGACGAGAUAAUGACCCAAUCUCAGUUUUGCAUCCUCUAUCAAGAAUCUUCGAAUCUGGAUGUGUGCGUGCUGCCAGCUAUGAGACAUACAAAGAGAUCUGCAGUUCGCCGGUAUCAGAACUGCUAUUCACGGAUCAGGCUAAGGCAGUUGGAAUCAACUGGAACACCAGACUGGUAGAACAAGCUAUUGGGUCUGAAAACCAGGAUGAUGAGACGUGUGAGAAAGAACGCAAAAUAAAUGCUAUUCCCAUUUGUCAAGACCAAGGAAAGACAAGCCCUGGAACUAGUGUGUCUGAUACUCAGUCAAGCUGCCAUUUUCCAACUGAUGAACUUGUAGAUUCUUUUUAUCCCUCUGAAGCUCAGAUGAGCAAAUAGAGUGAAAAUCUGCUUUACGGCCUGUGCUUAUUUCUUCAUAUUCUCUUCUGAAAUGACAGCAAUCCUUUGUUAUUGGGUUGACCAGGACCGGAAUAACAGAUGCAAUUGAAAAGAUAAAAUUUUCGACAAA
This is a messenger RNA of Sesamum indicum (sesame), 2427 nucleotides long. It is a transcript of the gene AHG2, whose product is annotated as Polynucleotidyl transferase, ribonuclease H-like superfamily protein. Gene Ontology annotation, molecular function: 3'-5'-RNA exonuclease activity; RNA binding. Lineage: Eukaryota; Viridiplantae; Streptophyta; Magnoliopsida; Lamiales; Pedaliaceae. The record is from RefSeq and is a predicted model, not a curated record.